AUGUCCCUCAAGCACAUCCUCAACGACGAUCCGCCACUUCAGCCCCUCCAGCCUCCCGGGCAGCAUGCCCCACCACACGCCAACGGCAACGGCGGGCCCAUGCUCGUCGUCUCCCCCAAGCCCGUCACCCCUCUCUCUCCCAUCUCCCAGUCUCAUUCUCAACGCGACGGCCGCUCGCCUCCGGAUGUCCGCAACGGUGAGCCGGCGCCUGCUCCACGCGAGUACGGUGGCUACCAGCAGCCCCCGGGGGUUUAUCAGGGUGCGCCGCACGGGCAGUGGGAACGCGAGCACUACACCAACGGCGACAGGCUCCAAGCGGAAGACGUCCCCUCGGGCCCCAGCAGCUCGUACCAUGCGGAGCAGGAGGAGAGCGCGACGCCAUCGCCUCGCAUUUCGAACGGGUCGAGGAAAGAGGAGUCGCUCCCCGCCGAAGGGAACGGUCGCGUUUUGAGGAAAAGGAAGCUCCCCGACGACGACGAGGACUACCAUCCUCCGGGCCAGAAGCGGCAACUACGUCGGACUCCUAGGACGCGUCAGCAGCACCGAAAUGAAACCCCGGCAUCGGAGACGGUUGAUGACACGGGCACGGAAGAACAAGUCGAGUCCGCUGAGGAAGACUCGAGGCUCGGGUCGGACUUGGAAGACUGCCCGGAGCUCUGGAUGGCGGAACUUGGUACUUAUGUGAUAGAGACUCACAAAAGGCAGAAGCAGGUGGAUGCGUGGUUCUCGCGAUGGAUAAUCGAACGCGACUCGAUUACCGCGUACCGCAUGUCCCACCACUACAGGGAUAAACUGGCUCGUAUUCCCCCUCCUCCCCCUCCUCCACCGCCUACUAUGCCUAUGAUGGAAGAAGACCACAUCGCCCCAUAUCUCCACGAUGGUGUUCCUUACGAGCCUUCGGUUGGCCCCAAACGGAAAGGGAAGGGCAAGGAUGUCGCGAAGCGUCCCCCACCGACAGCUGCCUCGGACAGCGACGGCGACGUGGAGGUUCCGAUCAGCGCCAUGCGACCCCCGCAGAAGAGAAGGAGGCUGGAGAAAGAGGACGGCGGGGACGACCAGCGUUCUAUCGCGGACGAGUCCGUGGCGGGCGCAUCUCCCGCUAACAAGUUGCUGAAGCGCGGCAAGGGCAAGCAGCGGGAGACAAGUGUAGACAGUGGGGCAUCCGCGACGCCGAAGGUGCGCAGGAAGCCUGGCCCGCGGAGGAAGCACGACAAUCUGCCUCCGCAGACGCAAGAGGCUCUCGGCAUUGGUUCAGCUGCUCCAUCUGUGGCGGGCGACGUGACGCCUGCCGGUUCGCGCCCCCCUUCGCCCACUCUGACUAGCAUCUCCGCAACCGUGUAUGAACUGGACGAGGCUAUCCCUCCUUUGAAGCGCGCACGGAAGGUCGACGACACGUUGAUGAUCAAGCGGGUCAAGAACUUGGAGGAGACACAGCGCAAGGUCUGGAUGAAUAUCGCACGGCGCGACGUUGCCAAGGUAUACAAGUACUAUACCACCGGCCAGCAGAUCCGCCGUGCGCAAACGAGCCGCCUCGCAACUCUUUCGUCCAUCCAAGCUCGGAGACCAUUCCAGAAGACAGCCAAGGCAACCAAGGACGUGCAGACCAAGGCGAAGCGGCUGAUGCGCGAAAUGCUCGUGUUCUGGAAGAAGAACGAAAAGGAAGAGCGCGACGUACGGAAGCGCGAGCAGAAGGAGGCAAUCGACCGCGCCAAGGUCGAGGAGGAGAAGCGCGAGGCGGCCCGACAAGCGAGAAAGCUCGAGUUCCUGAUCAGUCAAACCGAGCUGUACAGUCACUUCGUCGGCAACAAGCUCAAGACCGCUGAGAUCGAAGGAGAAGCUCCUGCAGCUGACGCCCCAACGGGUGCCAACCUUGAGGAUGUCGAAGGCGACAAACUGCAGGAAAUAGACUUCGAUGACGACGAUGAGACCAACAUCUACCGGCAUGCGCGUCAUAACGCACAGGCAGCAAUCUCUGCCGCGAAGAAGAAGGCCCAGGAAUUCGAUACGAACGCUGCCCUCGAGCGCAAGACAAACGAGGCGCUCAAGCUGGCCAAGCGGCAAGCACACAUCAGAGCGGACGAAGACGUAGAACAACCUGGCGGCAAUGGCACUCCUCUUGUCGAUCUUGACUCCGACGAGCUGAACUUCCAGAACCCCACGGGUCUCGGUGAACUCACCAUUGCUCAGCCCAAGAUGCUUAUGGCCACCCUCAAGGAGUACCAAAUCAAGGGCCUUAACUGGUUGGCAACACUGUACGAACAAGGCAUCAACGGCAUCCUUGCAGAUGAGAUGGGUCUCGGAAAAACCGUGCAAUCAAUCUCUCUGCUGGCGUAUCUUGCGGAGACGCACGACAUCUGGGGUCCUUUCCUUGUUGUAUCUCCGGCGUCUACGCUGCACAACUGGCAGCAGGAAAUCACCCGCUUCGUUCCCAAGUUGAAAGCGCUUCCUUACUGGGGCAAUCCGAAAGACCGUGCUACUCUCCGUAAAUUCUGGAGCAAGAAGGAGAUUAGCUAUGAUCAAGAUGCGCCUUUCCACGUCCUCAUCACCAGCUACCAGCUAGUCAUCCAAGACCAGCAAUACUUCCAACGCGUCAAGUGGCAAUAUAUGAUACUGGACGAGGCGCAGAAUAUCAAGAACUCGUCAAGUGCUCGAUGGAAGACUCUCCUAGGGUUCCAGUGCAGGAAUCGACUCCUGCUGACCGGUACUCCGAUCCAGAACUCGAUGCAAGAACUGUGGGCCCUUCUGCACUUCAUUAUGCCCAGUUUGUUCGAUUCACACGACGAGUUCAACGAGUGGUUCUCCAAGGACAUCGAAAACGCUGCGGAGAACAAGGGCAGCAAGCUCAACGAGCAUCAGCUCCGUCGUCUUCACAUGAUCUUGAAGCCGUUCAUGUUGCGUCGUGUCAAGAAGCACGUCCAGAAUGAACUGAGCGAAAAGAUUGAGGAAGACAUUUACGUGGAACUCAGCGCGCGACAGCGGAAUCUGUACAAGGCUCUUCUGGCGAACGUCUCCGUGCAAGAUUUGUUGGAGAAGGCCGCAAAUUUCGGCGACGCGGAGUCCGCUCGCUCCCUCAUGAACCUCGUCAUGCAGUUCCGCAAGGUCUGCAAUCACCCGGAGCUGUUCGAGCGCGCCGAUGUUGUUGCGCCAUACUCGUUCUCGGACUUCGGUCGAUCGGGCCCUCUUAACCGAGAAGGCGACUUUGUUCAGCUGCCGUACUCGACUCGCAACCCGAUCGAGUACACUAUACCCACACUAUUCUUGCAAGAUGGGGGCUUGCUGGACGUCCCUCAAGAGAGCUCGCUUAUGCGGACUGGAAACGGUCCCUUGGCGAAGAUGAUGAACAUUUGGUCUACGGAGCUUCUCUACCGGUCCAUACAGGAAAAUGACUCUGCGUUCUCAUUCUUAAAGUUCAUCGACGUCCCCCCCAGUGACGCAAGCGUCUUCCACUCCUUACCGACAAUAGCACGACAGGUUCACGCUCUACACCUUGAGAAGGCGUCCUCCGAGAACGAGCCAUACAAUCUUGAUCCCAUUUUCGCCGCGAGCGCUGCCUCUAACCCUUACGGCCUCUCUCCUCUGGAGCAUCUCUGCAACUUGGAUGUCGGUACCGAGCUCCCCGCCCUGCGAGAUAUUUCAACGAACACCUGGGCCGCUUCUUGCCUUUCCCGGGCAGACCUUCGAUGGUUCAUGCCACCAGUCGUCGCCCCGCCCAUCUCGGUUUACUGUGCAGAUCGCACAUUCGUGGAGCGACAGGCCCAAAUCGUCGACGCGCCGCAGGAAACGCUAGCUCUCUACGGCAUGCCACAGUACAUGUGGGAUUACGAGCCUGCCCAUGCAUCCUUCGGGGAGCAGGUUGGCGACGUUCCCGUGUCCGGACUUUUGGCCAACUCACCAUCAGAUCAACUGCCACUCUCCUUCAUGCAAAUUCCUGAAGCGAAGCGCCUCAUCUACGACUCCGGCAAGCUUGCAAGACUGGACUCAUUGCUUCAGACGCUCAAAGCUGGGGAUCAUCGCUGCCUCAUCUACUUCCAGAUGACGCGUAUGAUGGACCUCAUGGAGGAGUACCUGAUUUUCCGACAAUACAAGUAUUUGCGACUUGACGGUUCAUCGAAGCUGGAGGAUCGUCGCGACAUGGUCAUGGAGUGGCAAACGAGACCCGACAUCUUCAUCUUCAUCUUGAGUACCCGUGCUGGCGGUUUGGGUAUCAACUUGACGGCAGCCGACACCGUCAUCUUCUAUGACCACGACUGGAACCCGUCAAACGACGCUCAGGCUAUGGAUCGUGCGCAUCGUCUUGGUCAGACGCGCCAAGUCACCGUUUACCGUCUAAUCACGAGGGGUACCAUCGACGAACGUAUCGUCCAGCUGGCUCGUGUGAAGAAAGACGUUCAAGAUAUUGUCGUCGGCAACAAGACUUUCACGGAUGUCGCGAAGCCCAACGAGAUAGUACAGCUGCUGCUGAACGAGGACCAGCUCGCGAAUCUCGAUGUCAACAGCGGCGGAGCGUCCUCCAAGGCUGCAGGGAAGCGUCCAGCUGGUGCGGAAGGCGCCUCGAUCGACCUGUGGAACGAAGAGGGCGACGAGUUCUUCGGCGGCCAGCCGACUGACCCUGGUCGCACCCUGUACCCGUAUAUCAUGGCAUCCUAUGGUUAG
Molecule: messenger RNA, 4653 nt
Organism: Epithele typhae
Lineage: Eukaryota; Fungi; Basidiomycota; Agaricomycetes; Polyporales; Epitheliaceae
Product: SNF2 family N-terminal domain-containing protein
Exons: 15
Coding region: 1-4653 (1550 amino acids)
Biological process (GO): DNA repair
Cellular component (GO): Ino80 complex
Molecular function (GO): ATP binding; ATP-dependent chromatin remodeler activity; histone binding
Source: RefSeq, a predicted model, not a curated record